ACUUUUUAGGCAGAAAACAACCUUUGCAAUAUCGGGUCAUUUCGUACACCAAAACAAUAACAGAGGAGCGCACGUAGCACUUUGUUGAACAGAAAAGAAGACGAUCGCGUACAGGAACAAUGUCAACUCUUGAACGAACGGAAAGUAAAGAGAGUCAAUUAAAUGAUUCAUGGGUAGAAGUGGGAAGCAGUAGAGGGUCGACUCCUCCACUUUUCCCUCGUAUUAAUAUGACUAAUGAGCAGAUGGAGAAAAUGUUGCUCGAGGCUCAAAAGGAACUCUCAAGACAUACUUCGAUAAAUGCGAGCACUAUAUCUAGUCGUACAAGCCCUAAAAGCCCACACAGCCCUGUGUCUGAUCCAACUCAAACUAAGACGGUACAAGAAUUCGAAAAUUCCGACUGGAUAUGGGAUUGGUCGAGUCGGCCAGAAAUUAAACCACCCAGCAGUGACAUACAAUCCAAUAAAUAUAAACACUUUCCACGAUCCGAAACGGGAAAAUCUAAAAGACACGGUCUUAGUGUUCGAAACACUGGAAUCAUAUCCAAUCUACCGGCUCUGCUCUUCACUCAUGCUGCUACAUUUAUCCUUGGAGCAGCAGCGUAA
Dimorphilus gyrociliatus is the source of this 602-nucleotide messenger RNA. The record is from the annotation of a GenBank genome assembly. Lineage: Eukaryota; Metazoa; Annelida; Polychaeta; Dinophilidae.